This is a messenger RNA of Umbelopsis ramanniana AG, 3039 nucleotides long. RefSeq lists its product as uncharacterized. NCBI's taxonomy places the organism in Eukaryota, Fungi, Mucoromycota, Umbelopsidomycetes, Umbelopsidales, Umbelopsidaceae. The coding region runs from base 1 to 3039 and encodes 1012 amino acids. The record is from RefSeq and is a predicted model, not a curated record. The transcript has 4 exons. Gene Ontology annotation, molecular function: hexosyltransferase activity. Gene Ontology annotation, cellular component: endoplasmic reticulum membrane. Gene Ontology annotation, biological process: cellular response to oxidative stress.
AUGCCAACGCCCAAUCCCCUUCCUUCCUUUCGACAUCGGGCGUUGUCAUUGUCGACUCUCAAUGUCCCAAGACGCUAUCACAUCCCUAUUAUACUUCUUCGAGCGCUGAGCUUGAUACCGUCACUUUUUGGUUUAUUUCGCAAUAUCGGAUGCGCAUGGAGAGUCCCACUGCGUGAUGCUGGUGGAGCUAUCGUUCUUCGCAGUACAGAAUCAGAUUAUUGGGUGGCUACAUUAUGGUGCAUGUUAGCUGGCUACUGGAGCUGGAUUCUGACGACAAGUAUGAUGCGUAGGUGGCUUUACCAUUAUGAGUUGAGCAAUGCCAUCGUUCGAUUGGUCACUCUCACUGCCAUCAAUUGGUCCAUCUCUGCCUUCAUAAAUUCACACUAUGGUCCUGACGCGCCAAUAUGGACCUGGAUGACCAUUUGCUUCAUCCUUCUAGUAUCCAACGUACUGAAAAUUGUACUUGCCUCCAGUCCAAAGUAUAAUAGAAAGGUCGAGGACGUUCAAGAACCACGAAUUAAUCACAAAUCGACCGUCGUCAAAGUUUUGAUUCUUCCACUAUUUGUGGUGAUCUUGCUGACCAUGUUUUCUUCCAUGAUUCAAAUCGAUCGUCUGCGCUAUACCUCCAGCCAACUCAUGAAGCAAGAGUUCAAGCUUUCAACUUCUACAGAUUUGGCGGAUUUCGGUCAGUCUGCCGUCAAAGUCAUGGUGGUCGUUCUUUCUUCUUGGACUCCAAAAGGUUUCGAAAAGCGACAGGUGUUUCGAAACACAACAUUAAAGUUGAUGCCCGGAAACACUGAUCGCAUCGCUUUCACCUACAGAUUCAUUCUUGGCGAAGCCCCUUCAGCUAAAGCCUCAUCCCUCAUGGGUCCCAGCAUUACAAGGGAGAACGAUAUAUACAAUGAUAUUCUCAUCGUUCCUUCAUCUGAUCUGUACAACGAUUUGAGUCGCAAAGUAUAUAAGGCUUUGGAGUGGACAAAUGACUACAAUUUCGACUUUCUAGUAAAGACCGAUGACGAUAUCUUUGUUCGAUGGGACACCAUUAGUCAGGAACUGGCAACGCUCGGACCUCAGCGCUUCUAUUGGCGUGGUCUUGGAUAUUGGAACAUUCCCCCUAUCAAAAACAGCGAGAACAAAAAUGCUGCCUUUGAUUACCAGCUACCCAUGUUUCCUCCUUUCACUGCUGGUGCUUUGUACAUCUUGUCAAAGGACGUAGUGAACGCUAUAGUCGGAACUCCUGGGCCCAGGCUAUAUACCAAGAACGAAGAUCAGAAUCUGGGCAUCUGGCUGUUCCCUUAUAAUGUCAAACCAAUCCACGACCGUAGAAUUCAACAAGCUGAUGUUUGUGAAGAUGAUAUGAUUGCCAAACAUUUUGGAGAUAGCUACGAGAUUGGCGGCUCCAUGUACGACAUGUUGAACAACAUUGAAAACAACAAGAGACUUUGUUCCGGAUUCAAAACCAACUUGUGUGCAUUAUGCUACCCUUGCCGUGGAAAAGCCAAUCAUUGGAAAGAUUGGAACUUCGACUGUGACGAAACGAAAGGUGUCACUUUACUUCAUCAGCCUGAGAUGACCUUGGUAACCGAAACCGUCAAGCAAGUGAAGGAUAAGACAGAAGUUUCUGUCCUGGGUAAAAACGAUGAUUGGAUCGUAAAAGGACUUUUGACCCAAUUGACCUCCACCUAUUCUGAAACGGAUAAUUGGCACUUGCUUCAUUGGGUCUGCUGGACGACUGACCCUUCCACAUUCACCGAUCGUCACUGGAGAACAUUGGAAUUGAUCUGGAUCCACCAACCUCGAGCCGUUGUCUUCAUGCUGACAACAACACUUCCCGAUAGCUUUUUCGAAGAAUACAAACGUAACGGAUACAACAUUCAUGUGGUCCGCUUUAGCAAGGACUUGCUACUCAACUACAGAUGGUACUUGGGCCCUGACUCUCACUCCUGGUUGACAGACUGGGACAAGUGGGAAAAAGGUCCUUACUUCUUCUCCCAUUUGACGGACUACAUGCGAUACCUGUUGAUUUACAAGUAUGGUGGUACUUACAUGGACAUGGACGCUUUAUGGAUCCGCUCUCCUCCUGAUGAUAACCUCGAGUUCAUCGGUGCAGACUAUGCCACCCUCAAAUCUGAUGCAGACUGGACCUUAGAUACCGAUGGUAUGUACCUUGCUCCUGGAGUCAUGAGAUUCCGAAAAGGCUGGACUGCAUUUAAGGAUAUCGCCGAAGCAGCGUUUUCGCCGUCAUACAAUCCAGCAUGCUUCAACUGCGUUGGACCACGUGCGAUCACCAUCUAUGUAAAGCACAACCGAAAGUCUAUGGAAGCUGCAGGAUUUACCAUUGUUCCCAACAAUGUUCUCUAUCCCGUUAAUUAUGUGGAAGUCCAUCGAUUGCUCGAAAGUGAUGCAUUAGCGGAACAUGAGCUUCGAUAUAACAUUAUGGUCAAGAGCUGGAGUAUUCAUCUGUUUGGCAAGAUGACCAAUCAUCUACCGGUUCAAAGUGGUAGUGUCGUUGACCUGGUCUUCAAGAAGUUUGAUCUGGACAUUCCUCAUACCGAUACAACAACGCAUAACAUUAUUAGCUCAACACGACAGAUGCAAACACCGUUCACGCUAGUGGGUCCCAAGAACUAUAUUUAUCGCACUUCAAGUGCUUCCGAUAAACUAGGAAUUCCAAUUUCGGAUAGCCUACAGCAAAUACCUGGCACUUUCCAAGGGCUCGAUGUCAUUUAUGUACGAGGAGGACCAGCCAAAAGUAGAUUGGUUUCCAUAAAACUCUCCGUCACCAGUGGUAAACUUCGUAUCGGUGCUGCUCAUGGAUCAGACUUCGCAGAGUCAACAUUGGAGUUACGUGAAGUUACCAAGAAAGACGUCAAUGCUUUAUUGAACAGCAUAAUGUAUACACCAAGCACUAUUUUGGCUGCCAAUGGUGGCCGUGAUAGCCUUCAGAUUGCCAUUGAAUACGGCGACGAUGCGGAACACAUUAGCGCAAGCAUUGAAGUCAAGAUAUACGUUUCUGAAGUUGAUGGCGCAACUUUCUAA